AUGCCUUGGGCAUUAUCGCACAGUAAGACAAUAUCGUCCGCAUACUCAAGGUCGAGAAGUCUUUCUCCAGGCAACAGAUCCACACCACCAUUACUUACAUCCAUCAGAGCUGUUUCCAGAAUGUCAUCGAUGGCAAAGUUGAAGAGGAGUGGUGAGAUUGGGCAACCCUGUCUAACCCCACUGCUCAAAUGGAACAAUGGAGAGAGGUGGUUGUAUGCCCUCACUCUGCCUGAGGUGUUUUUAUACAGGGCUUUAAGGAUGUUAAUAAACUUCUCAGGCACACCCUUCUUCAAUAGACAAUCCCAGAGAACAGUCCUAUCCAACGAAUCGAAGGCAGCCCUGAUGUCAAGAAACACUACGAUUGUUGGCCUUUGA
This is a messenger RNA of Schistosoma bovis, 375 nucleotides long. The record is from the annotation of a GenBank genome assembly. NCBI's taxonomy places the organism in Eukaryota, Metazoa, Platyhelminthes, Trematoda, Strigeidida, Schistosomatidae.